GCGUCGGUUUCGCGCUGCUCUCUUGGCGCACCUCGGCGGCUCCGGAUUGUCCGUCUUCGAGAUCCUUGCCAAUCUUUGGACCACUGCGGGCAGCUGGCAUUGGCGCUUCUCGAAUUCUUGAUUUUGAACGUCUUCUACCACUCGGAGGAUAUGGACGGCGACUUUAUUACACCGCUCGUAGCAGAUGGGCACGUAUAAGCAGUCGAUGUCUCAAGAAAAGCUUCGGUACGCAGUAAGGAAGGAAAGAUGCCGUCAGUCUGUGGAGACACGGUCGAGGCAACUGCUGCACAAGCAGGUAUCCCUGAUGUUAUAUCCAGUACGGACAGUGUUGGUACCCAGAGCGAUGUCUCUGUACAUACUACGGUCUCUGGCAGGCCUAGAAUGGAUGUCGCUUGUGUCUUGGAUCUACAGCAACCGGAACUUCUCACGCACCGAAAAAAAGCCUUAGAAGAUGUUAGGCAAGCUUGCAUUCUAGUAAACGCAAAUAUGCAUCAUAUACAGUUUGAGAAGCUUGAUUUUGGAGAAACAAAUGUACUAGAUACUUUCUAUAAUGCGGAUGUUGCCGUUGUUGAUUUAAGUAUUCAGCUACAGCAGUCUGCACUGUUCUAUCAUUUGGGUGUCAGAGAAAGCUUUGGAAUGAAAGAAAAUAUUUUGUUGUACCAUGACGGAGAUAAUGAAGCAACAAUUAGAUUGAAGCUAUCAUGUGGGAGCUACACAUUUGUUUCGUACCGUGUAGUUGAUUGCGGUUCCUGUGUUGCGACUAGUCCAACUACCAGUAGAGUUACCAGUGAAGAAUCGGUGGAUCCAAAGCAGCAUCUCGUACAAAAACUUAAGAAGCUUUUUCAGGAUGUGGAAAUACAGUCAAAAGCUCAUAUGAAAGAAAAGUUCUUGGCUGAUCUACGAAAAGCACGUGAGACUUAUUCCGGAGAGGAAUUAUCUAAGGCCUUGAACAAUAUGCGAAAACGUCUGGAUGAUCCAAAUGUGCUUUCUGGAGAAGUAGUAUUGAAUGUCCUUAUUUCUUUUCGGGAGAUUCAGGACUAUGAUGCGAUGGUGCAACUUGUGGAAGAUUUAAGAACGAUACCAAAUCAUAAAAAUUAUAUAAACACUCCAGCUAUUCGAUACUUGUAUGCCUUUGCUCUCAAUCGUCGAAACAAGGAAGGUGAUAGAGAAAGUGCUUUAAGAGUUAUUGAAAAGGCCUUAGAAAAAAAAGAAAACCAUGUACCAGAUAUGUUGUGCCUUUGCGGUAGAAUUUAUAAAGAUAAGUUUGUAGAAAGCCGACAUACAGAUCAGGAAAGUUUAAAAAAUGCUAUCCGUUGGUAUCGGAAAGGAUUUGAGGUCCAACCCAAUGAGUACGCUGGCAUAAAUCUUGCUACGCUCUUAGUCAUAGCUGGAAAUGAAUUUUCUAAGAGUGAAGAACUCCAGCAUAUAGGAAUGGUAUUAAACAAUCUAAUCGGCAAAAAGGGAAGCCUAUCGAGUCUGAAGGAUUACUGGGACGUUGCAACUUUUUUUGAGAUAAGCGUUUUAGCAGAAGAUUAUUCGAAGGCUAUUCAGGCAGCAGAAUGCAUGUUUAAAUUGAAACCUCCAAACUGGUACCUGAAGUCGACAAUAGGCAACAUCUCACUCAUAGACAGAUUUCGGAAAAAGAAUGAAGAAGCUGAAGUUUCACCUGAGGAGCAAAUCUUCAGUUUUUGGAUGGAUUACUUCGUAGAAGCUACAAACACAGAAGUUGGCGACAGUAUUCGGUUCCCACUUUUAGUUUUGGAACCAACUAAAAUCUUAAUGCCCAGCUAUGUGAAUGUAAACCUCGGAGCUGAAGAGAAAUCCAUCCAAAUAUGGAAUUUAUGUCUAGACAGUAUGAAAAGUAACUGCAAACAGGUGCACGAUUGGCUGUUUACGGCGAAUAUGAUUCGCAGUGUAAGUCUGUAUAAACGGGACGAACGUUGUCUAUUUUUAUACGUUCACCAAAAUUCGGACGAUUUCCAAAUGUACCUACCAUCCGUACAAUGCAGACAAAGGUUUUACGACCUUGUCCUGGAAAUGACCAGAGAUCAGGAGGGUAUGGUUACCGAUUUAGAUGCCUACAUGACCGAUGAUCAAAUGAAGUUUGAAUAUGAGUUAGACGACCAAAAUAAGCGCAUUGUCCUCGGCAAAGGCACUUACGGCAUUGUAUAUGCAGCCCGCGACCUAAAUACUCAAGUAAGAAUUGCGGUUAAAGAAAUUCGCGAACGAAAUCUAGGAGACGUUCAACCAUUGCACGAGGAAAUUAAAUUGCAUAGCCAAUUGAGACACCGAAACAUCGUUCAAUACCUAGGCUCCGUGAGCGAAGAUGGAUAUUUUAAAAUUUUUAUGGAACAAGUUCCUGGAGGUAGUUUAUCAGCUCUUUUAAGGUCCAAGUGGGGUCCUUUGAAGGAAAACGAGUCCACUAUAUCGUACUACACGAAACAGAUUUUAGAAGGCCUUAAAUAUCUCCACGAUCAAAAAAUUGUUCAUCGGGAUAUCAAAGGGGAUAAUGUACUAGUGAAUACGUACAGUGGCGUUGUCAAGAUAUCUGAUUUUGGCAUGUCAAAACGUUUGGCUGGACUUUGUCCGAGCACGGAAACGUUCACGGGUACUUUACAGUAUAUGGCGCCGGAAGUGAUCGAUAAAGGUCAACGUGGAUACGGGGCCCCCGCUGAUAUCUGGUCCCUGGGUUGCACAAUAGUCGAAAUGGCAACUGGCAAGCCUCCAUUUAUCGAGUUGGGUUCGCCGCAAGCCGCUGUUUUUAAGGUGGGUUACUACAAGAUACACCCAGAAAUACCUUCGGAAUUAUCGGAGCGAGCUAAAAGUUUCAUCCUUCGUUGCUUCGAACCAAAUCCCGAUCUCAGAGCGAACGCAGCCGAGUUACUGGAGGACCCAUUUCUUACCGAGAAAAAAAAGAGUUCGAGAUUGGCAGCUCCUCCCGACUUCAGCAGGAGUAUAUCGGUUCCAGCAGAAAGAUUGGAGAGAUUGGGCAAGUGUGACAAAACGAACAAUAAUCACAUCGUUGGAAAUGCUUCUGCCGCGCAAACGUCACAGUCAGAUGACAGUGGAGGUAUCACCAAGUCGAGUCCAUUGAGGGAACGUAGUCCAGCUCAUCUUCUGUCCCCUAUCAGCAUGCCUGCUACUGCCAUGUCUUUUAGCAGUACAAUUGGGAGCACGCCGUCUAUUGAGACCAGUGAAACGGAUACUCCAGGGGCACCUAUGACCAGAAGAAGUUCCUCGGGUGGAUUAUUGUCACCUGAAGUUGAAUUGACUGGUCAACCGGGCCAAAAGGCUGGAGAAGAGCAAGAGGGAUUCUACUUACUGAAGAAAGAUAGUCAGAGGCGAAUGACUUUAACGAGAGUCUUGAGUCAGGACGAGGCGAAAAUUUGUGAGGUUUGGAUGCGAAGCAUACACCAAGACGUUGGACAAACUGUUCUUCGAACGAGCCAUUUGGUGUUACUUAUGCGUGGAUUGAAAGACUACAUAUCGGAGCAAAACCAAGACGUCAUCACAACCGCUAUUCGUACACUCAAGGAAGAACUGGAUUUUGAUUCAACGGCUAUUAAUCAUUUGCAUCUGGCGAUUUACUUGUUCCAAACUGCAGUGAACGAAGUCCUUAGAAUGCACAGUAUAAAACCACAUUGGAUGUUUGCAUUGGAUAAUCUAGUCAGAAACGCAGUUCAAGCAGCUAUCACUGUAUUGUCGCCUGAAUUGGGGGCCAAUUUACUCGGGCAAGAACGCGUUCGUUCGGUCGUUGAUGGUCCAGAAGAAGGCUCGACGUCUGGUGUGUCGACUGUUAAUUCCGUUAAGUCUCAAAAAACUGUGGAUUCGAUCGACAAUAAAUAUUGGAGAGAAUAUCACGAUCAAAUGGGAGCUCUAAAAGCCGAAAACAUGAAGUUGCUUCAAGAAUUACUGGAGAGUCAAAAAUCAUAUCAGACGUUGCUCCAGCAAGCAUUAGAGGAGCAGAGAGCGCAAGUUGGCAGUUUAACUCAACUGUGUGAAAUAAUCAACAGGAGAACUGCUAGACAGGAAUCAGGGUACAACUCUACCGUGUCUGGUGGUGGAGGAGCCGUAUCACCGCAACCAAUUUUAUUGCCCCAAAUUAGCGUCACGGAUCAUAAUGUAACACCUCGUUCAGAUAUUCGUCUGGUGGAAUGGCUUCAAGGACUCGGCAUAGAUGAAGCAUCGAUUGACAGGUUUUUGUACGAGGAGUACUCACUCGAGGACAUUUUGUUUCACGUAACGCGAGAUGAUCUUCACAGAUUAGGAUUAAGAGGUGGGAUCGAAUUGAGAAUAUGGAAAGCAGUUCUGCAGCAUCGCAAGGAAAAUGAUAUUUGAUGCAAAAGAAAAGAAGAGGGAUUUUCGUUGUACGAUGAGGAACCGUCAAUUAUUUUUUUUUGGAGAUUUCAGUUGGCGACUAAUACGAGAGAGGGGAGCUAGCGAAAGAAGGCUCAAUUAUAUUUGUAAUAUUCUCUAUUCUACAAGGAGAAUUGAUUAUUGCUUACCAGCCCGUACGAAAAAUGGACACAAAUGAUGAUGCUACAAUAAAGCUUAGGAAGAAAUUCGGAUGCAGGGCAUACCGUCCAAUGAACCUGAAUAACAAUUACCCCUGACACAGGGAAAUCGACUUGAAAGCCUUCUUUAGUGUCUUAUCGCCGGUGGAUGCAAUACCGAGAAAGGAAUAUUUAUUCUGUACACGUCGUACCUCUCACGCUAUUUUUCAACAUUGAAGAUAUAGGAUCUGAAUUUAAUUUUCUAUCUACGUCCUAGCGAAUCGAAAUAAGAAUUCGUCUUCCAAAAUGUAGGGAAAAAGAAUGUAGACUAGAAUAAGAUGUGAUAAUCUCGUCGGGAGUCAGUCACGACCACUGCAUUGCACGCCAUCCGUUCCGCUAAUAUCAGAAAACUGAUUAAUUGCCAAUGUGUAGAAAGCAUUGUUAGUUUCAGAAUGGCAUGCGAAUUCAGGCACUAACGUUACAGUGACUACUCACCAUGGAACUGCUCUCAUCUACAAAGCUAUGUAUAUUAAUGUUCCAGAAUUAAUAUUAUUAAUAGUAGCAAUAGUAAUAAUGGUAACAGAACUGAUGUUACCAUUAUUAAUAUUGUCGAGUUGUUGCUGUUGUUAAGUGUAAGAUGAAUUUAUAACAAAUAAAAUUAAACAAUCCAGCAA
This is a messenger RNA of Orussus abietinus, 5167 nucleotides long. RefSeq names its product mitogen-activated protein kinase kinase kinase 15 (gene Ask1). Gene Ontology annotation, biological process: protein phosphorylation; MAPK cascade. The record is from RefSeq and is a predicted model, not a curated record. Gene Ontology annotation, molecular function: protein binding; ATP binding; protein kinase activity. NCBI's taxonomy places the organism in Eukaryota, Metazoa, Arthropoda, Insecta, Hymenoptera, Orussidae. The transcript is spliced from 24 exons. Bases 247 to 4338 code for a protein of 1363 amino acids.